AUGAGCAGACCCGGAGAUUGGAACUGUAGAUCAUGCACCCACCUCAACUUCCAGCGUCGUGACUCUUGCCAGCGAUGCGGCGACUCUCGUUCGGGCGCCGGUGGAGUCGGUGGCUUAGACUUUGGUGCUUUCGGCGGCAGAGCUAUGUCUGCUUUCGGAUUCACCACCGGCUCCGACGUUCGUCCAGGUGACUGGUACUGCAUUGUCGCUAACUGCGGGACCCACAACUUUGCCAGCCGAUCCACUUGCUUUAAAUGCGGCACUUUCAAGGACGAAUCCACCGGUGGUGGCGGCGGCGUCGGCGGUCCCACCAUGUUUGACGCUGAUAUGCGGUCUAGAGUCUCGGGAAACGCUGGCCGCUCUAGCUGGAAAUCCGGCGACUGGAUUUGCACUAGACUUGGUUGCAAUGAGCACAACUUUGCAAGCAGAAUGGAAUGCUUCAGAUGCAAUGCACCAAGGGACUUCAGCAACAGAACAUCUUUCUAA
This is a messenger RNA of Microthlaspi erraticum, 486 nucleotides long. The record is from the annotation of a GenBank genome assembly. NCBI's taxonomy places the organism in Eukaryota, Viridiplantae, Streptophyta, Magnoliopsida, Brassicales, Brassicaceae.